AUGAGUGACUACGCGGUGACCACGCUGGAACAGGUUGAUAAGUUGAAGGUAGUCGAGUUGAAGGCACAGCUCAGUCGAUUGGGCCUGUCAACGUCGGGGCUCAAAGCCGAUCUCGCUCAACGACUGAGGAAUCACCUCAUUGCCCAGAUCGACAAUGAGCCUUCAGAGGGUUCGGACGAAACAGUGGAGGAUGCGCCUGAGGCUCCCGAAGCCGCCGAGUCAUCCACUGAUUCGAGCGAAGCACCCGACGAAGACAGCGCACCAGGUCAGUCCUUCCCGAUCGACGCCAAAGACGAUCCUCCCUCGCCGGGAGAGCCGGAGCCCCCUGCGGCCAGCGAUAAGAGCACUUCACCUUCGAACGACGAAGGCUCCAACGAACCCAUGGAAGGCGUAGAGGUCGAUAGCCAGCCAUCGUAUGACGACACACGUUCCCGAGAAGAGGUGCAACCUCCUCCGGUGGACGAGGAAACCGUCGACAGCCCUCCUCGGGAGAUGUCAGCAGCCCAGGAAGCGGCUCAGAGCCCUGCGCCGCAGUCCGAGCAUAGUUCCGACCAGCGUCCGUCAGCCAGUCCUGAUCAGCAGGUUUCACAGAGCUCAGACCCGCGAGCCUCACGCAGCCCCGAGCGACAAGCACCCCAGGCCCAUGAAUUGGAAGCCUCUCAGAGUCCCGAGCAAGACGGUUCCUACCAAGAGGCUUCCCGCAGCCCGGAUCGAGAUGCAUCUCGGACCUCGUAUCAGGAACAAUCGCAGAGCCCUUGCCGGGAAGCUUCGCAAGAGUCCUUCCCGGGAACCUCCCGGAGUCCGGAUCGAGACGAGUCCCGCAGUCCUGCCAGGGAGGCGGCGGAGAGUCAAAGCUCAGCGACGGAGAGUCCACCCUAUCAGGAGGGCCAGCCGGCGUCGAACGAUGCCUCGACCGAGGAUGAUUCACGUAGUAAAAUUAGCUCCAUGGACGAUAUAAUUCGAAAAAAUCUAGACUUGUUGGAGAAAGCCGAGAAAAACGCGGCCAGAGCGAAUACAGAUGCCAAGGUCCAGAAGAUUCUCAGCGAAAAAGGAAUAAAUCUCCUCGCGAAACAGCCUGGAGAAACGAAGAAUCAGAAGAAGAAGAGGAGGAAGAAAACUAGGAAGAUCAUGAAGAAGCUCAAUAAGGAACCCGGCAGCGACGGAGAAAUCGCUCGUGACAGUGACCGAACGACCGAUGUCGAGAUCGAGUAUGUGCCGGACGAGGUGGAAAAAGACAUCUCAUGGUUCCAGUUCAGCAAGGUUUUCGAAAAGUUCCGCUUCGAAGAGCCUGCAGGAAACGAAGGAGUCGAACCGAAAGUCGAAGUGCCUCAGGUCACCGAUAGACUUCUCGAACGGAAGAAACCAGCUGAUCUCAGUGAAGACGAAGACGAAGAGGAGAAGAAGGACGAUGGCAGCACACCCAAACUGAGUAAAAAGAAGCUCAAACAGCUCACCAGAAUGUCCGUGGCCGAACUCAAGAUCAAGGUUCAUCAUCCAGAGCUUGUCGAAAUGCACGACGUCACGACGAAGGACCCCGUAUUCCUGCUUACGUUGAAAGCGACAAGGAACUCCGUGCCUGUUCCGCGACAUUGGUGUUUCAAAAGAAAGUAUCUACAGGGCAAACGGGGUAUUGAGAAGCCCCCAUUUGAUCUACCCGGUUUCAUCAAACGCACCGGCAUCUGUGAGAUGAGGGCCGCGCUCCAGGAGAAAGAGGAAGCGAAAACUCUCAAGUCGAAGCAGAGAGAGAAGAUCCGGCCGAAGAUGGGAAAAAUCGACAUCGACUAUCAGAAGUUGCACGAUGCCUUCUUCAAGUGGCAAACGAAACCGAAAUUGGCCAUGCACGGGGACCUCUACUACGAGGGCAAAGAGUUCGAAACGCGCUUGAAAGAGAAAAAACCCGGAGAUCUCUCAGACGACCUCCGAACGGCGCUCGGCAUGCCAACCGGUCCGAACGCGGCCAAGUGUCCACCGCCGUGGCUCAUUGCUAUGCAGAGAUACGGUCCGCCGCCAUCUUACCCUAAUUUGAAGAUACCAGGUCUGAACGCGCCGAUUCCGGAGGGAUGCUCUUUCGGAUACCAUGCAGGAGGGUGGGGUAAGCCCCCCGUCGACGAAACAGGCAAACCGCUCUACGGUGACGUGUUCGGGCUCUCAGCCCAGGAGAGCGGCGUAUCACAGGUCGAACAGGACAUCGACAAGCUCUAUGUCUUCGGAGCGAUGGAAGAAGAGGAAUCUGAAGAGGAGUCCGAGGAAGAAGAAGAGGAGGAGGAUGAGAGCGACGCCGAAGAGCCCGAUGAAACAGGGCUCGUCACACCAGCCGAAGGCCUCGCUACGCCCUCCGGUCUGCAGAGCUCCGUCAGUCAAGCAGCGGAGAUCUCGGACUCGAUCGAGCUCCGGAAAAGAAAAAUCGAGGCAGAGAUGGAGAUGGGCGAUCAAGUUCCUCAAUUGUAUCAAGUUUUGCAUGAGAAGAAAACUGAUCGAAUCGGUCAUGCUAUGAUGGGUUCCGCGCACACGUACGACUUACCCAGUCAGCCGGCGUCGAAUAAGAAAGGAGUCGAGUUGGCUCUGGAUCCUAGCGAACUUGAAAUGGAUCCAGGAGCCAUGGCAGCCAGAUACGAACAGACGGUCAGGGAGCAACAGAGCCAGUUGGCGAAAGAAGACUUUUCCGACAUGGUCGCGGAACAUGCGGCGAAACAAAAGAACAAGAGGAAAGCCCGAGAAGAAGCGGGUGCGGGCGGCAAAAAGAAGUAUAAGGAAUUCAAAUUCUGAGUUUUUUUCCCGUGAGAAUCCUCUAUAUAACCCGAUGAAUGUACAUAAUAAAUUCGAAAAGGCUUCG
Galendromus occidentalis (western predatory mite) is the source of this 2833-nucleotide messenger RNA. RefSeq names its product splicing factor 3b subunit 2 (gene Sf3b2). The coding region runs from base 1 to 2766 and encodes 921 amino acids. NCBI's taxonomy places the organism in Eukaryota, Metazoa, Arthropoda, Arachnida, Mesostigmata, Phytoseiidae. The transcript has 5 exons. Gene Ontology annotation, cellular component: U12-type spliceosomal complex; nucleus. The record is from RefSeq and is a predicted model, not a curated record.